Lodderomyces elongisporus is the source of this 2019-nucleotide messenger RNA. It is a transcript of the gene MSC2, whose product is annotated as metal cation transporter. Gene Ontology annotation, cellular component: Golgi apparatus; cytoplasmic vesicle; membrane. Gene Ontology annotation, biological process: zinc ion import into Golgi lumen; intracellular zinc ion homeostasis. The record is from RefSeq and is a predicted model, not a curated record. The coding region runs from base 1 to 2019 and encodes 672 amino acids. Gene Ontology annotation, molecular function: zinc ion transmembrane transporter activity. The transcript has a single exon. Lineage: Eukaryota; Fungi; Ascomycota; Pichiomycetes; Serinales; Debaryomycetaceae.
AUGGAAAAAUACCUACUGGUGAAUAGUAUACUACCGAAGCCAAUCAAUGGCAUUCAGCGUCCAACAGCUUCACUGCUAAAGUUGAUCAAUGCUCUCCCAUUCAUUCUUGCGUUUCCCAUCAUAUUUCUAGCCCACCAACUACUGUUUGCUUUUGGUGAAAAUAUAGCUGCCAAUUCUACCAAUUUGGACGCUACAACAUCACAUACUUUAUCACAUACUUUAUCAUAUGGCUCAAAUAUAGCUAGCAUCAUUAUAAGCACAUCAAUCACCAGUGCUGUUAUCGCAGUAGCACAAACAUUGUGUAUUGUACCAACAUAUGAAAAUACCCAGGAGCCAACAUGGAAACACCACUUAGCUGCAUACGGACUGGUUCUAUGCAUCUUUGUCUCAUCAACUCUAUUGGGUUAUCAAAGGGCAAGCAUGGUCUAUUUUGGCUUAUUAUUAAACUCGCGAAACUUGUAUACACCACUCCUUUUCGUUGUUGACCUCAUAAGUCAACCAUCAGAUACUUACCCAAAUAUCAUAAUUGGGUUCACUAUGACUCAAUUGAGUUUGCAACUUUUGAAAUGGUCGCAGUUCAAAUUCAACAGAAGCAAGAUAUUUACUUUGGCAAAUGCUUUGAUUGCGUUUAUAUUUCUAGCGCUUUUCAAUCAACAAGUUAGCUUCAUUGUUGUUGCGCUGAUGGCAGUGACAUUAGGCAUAUGUCUCAUUACGUAUCUAGAUUUGCCACAUACAAGAAACUCACUCAUUAUAAGUUUUGGCUUGAUGGCAAGUUUGAUGCCCAUUCUAGAUUAUGUAGUAUUGGGUCAUUUCCAGAAAUGGUCAAUUUUAAACGUAUUCCUCGCAGGAGCCAUAGUGCAUGGAACUGGGCAACAAAAUAACGGCGCAUUUGGCUCCUUGGAAAACGACAGAUAUACAGGCUCAGCAAAAUAUGUAUCAAACCCAACCACGUCGAUCUUGCGCGAGAUAUUGCAGCAUGACGAUACAAAAGCUAUUUUCAACUUUUUGCUCCUCAAUGCGAGCUUUAUGGUGAUUCAGUUUCUUUAUUCAUUUAGAUCCAAGUCAUUAGGACUUUUGUCGGACUCUCUACACAUGUUGCUUGAUUGUCUUUCACUUGCAUUGGGACUUGUUGCUGGGGUAUUGUCGAAAACAAAAGUUGAUCCACAUGGAAAGUAUCCAUUUGGCUGGCAGAAUUUGGAGAACCUUGCUGGAUUUGCCAAUGGUACUUUGCUCAUGGGAAUAAGUGGAUCCAUCUUGUUUGAGGCAUUAGGCCGAUUGGCACAUCCGAUUGAAUUGCAAAAGACCAAUGAAUUGAUUGUUGUUUCAGUAUUGGGACUUCUUGUCAAUAUGGUAGGUAUUUUUGCAUUCAAUCAUGGACAUGGACACGGACACGGAGAUGGAAGUGGCCACUCACAUAGCCACGGUCAUAGUCACAGUCAUAGUCAUAGUCACUCACAUAGUCAUUCGCAUAGCCAUAGCAGCCCACAGCUUAGUGAACAAGCACAUGGUGAAGGAAUGAAAGAUAACGGGAAAGAAGGAGACGGGGAAGAGGUCAAUGACAAUAUGAGAGGCAUUUUUCUUCAUAUAUUGGCAGAUGCAUUGGGGUCUGUUGGUGUUGUUAUAUCUACAAUCUUGACUAAACUCUUUCAUUGGCAAGGAUUUGAUCCUAUCGCGUCCAUCAUCAUUGGCACAGUAAUAUUCUUGUCGGCAGUACCGUUGAUUAAAUCUUCUGCAUCGACUUUGUUACUCUCGGUAUCAAAGAGUCAAGAAGCUACUAUUAGAAAUACACUAAAUGAAAUCACAUCUACAAAAGGAGUGAAAUCUAUAACGACGCCGCGGUUCUGGCCAAGUAACCAAAGGGGUAAAUUGUGUGGGUUUAUACACGUACAAAUAUAUCGUGGUGAGAAUUCUUCAUUCAUAAAGAGACACAUUGACAAAUUAUUCAAGGCGGAUGUUUAUGACGCAGUAAUGACCCAGAUUGAAAAUGAUUACGACCACUGUUGGUGCAGGGAAACUUAG